Messenger RNA from Wyeomyia smithii (pitcher-plant mosquito), 1236 nucleotides. RefSeq lists its product as uncharacterized. Lineage: Eukaryota; Metazoa; Arthropoda; Insecta; Diptera; Culicidae. The transcript has 2 exons. Gene Ontology annotation, cellular component: nucleus. The record is from RefSeq and is a predicted model, not a curated record. Gene Ontology annotation, molecular function: zinc ion binding. The coding region runs from base 149 to 901 and encodes 250 amino acids.
CAGACACAACAAUCAGUACGCAGCCGUUUAAUAAAGAAGAAAAAAUAAUCACAACAGAAAGCGCAUAGCAUGUAAAUAAGUUAAUUCAUAUAAACAUUGAAAGUUAUUGCAAAAUUUAGUGUUAUCUUUCGCUCACGAUUUAAUUAAAAUGUCGGUGUUUUGUCGUUUGUGUCGAAUACAAAUUCUCUCUCAUCCUAAUCCAAUCACCGGUUCAUCAAUAAGGCAUGGUAUGAAACUGCAAGAAUUAAUAUUCGAAUGUACUCAUAUAAUGUUAACAAAGGAUCCAAGAUUACCACAGUUUCUUUGCGAUUCUUGCGUUAUUCGAUUAGACGAAACAUACGCUUUCAUACAAUUAUGUCAUGAAUCAGAGGAAAUGUUUACAAAGCUAUUUCCUCAUCCCCCUCAGCCAGAACAGGAGCAAAUUUUAACUCCAACAUGUAAUCCCCAUGAAGCUACUAAUGUGUACCACAAAAACAAUUCAGUUGCCAUAAAGCUUGAAUUAGAGCAGGAAGCGCUCUCUGCUCCCGCAGAAUAUUCCAGUACGUUUGAUAUGUUACCUGCAAUAGACGGCAACAUUCGCAAGAUCAACAACAAAGACUGGAUUACGGAGGCUCGCUCGCAUCGUGAACGACAACGAUUAUCGACCGCGAAACGACGUGCUAAAAUGACCGUAGACCAAAGAGAACGCGAACGGGAACGCGCCCGAGUGAGACAGGCUAAGCGCCGUGCCAACCGGAGUGACGAAGAAAUACGUGUCCAACGGGAACGGGAUCGAAUAAGGCAAGCUAUGAAACGUGCCAAAUUUCGUGAAGUAGAAAUUUUGCAGCAGCAGCACCUGCAUCAGCAUGUAGCGAACCAGGACUCGACAGCGUUCAGCGGGAUAGGAUUAGGGCUGAAAUAAAAAAGGCUGCUAGUGAAGAAAUCGAGUCAGGACUGAUUCCUACCUUCUGGGUUUUGAACGAGUGUCCCUAAUAUUUGUACUGAACAAAACUCACCCGUCACAAUGGAUAUAACGACAGUAUUUCCAAAAGAAAUGUGCAUGUACUGGUCUUUGGAAAUACAUUGCCGAAUACGGAAUAGCUCCAAUCAGGACCCUUCACUGAAAAAGUAUCCACACACCAAAAAGCCUAAUGAAUAAAAAUGAAAUUUAUUAGAAUUUCCAAAGUCUGAAUGUGUAAAUAAACUGCAGAAUACGAUAUCAAAAAGUCUAAAAUCAAAUAAAAUCUCCAAAAGCAA